AUGUCUGCCUCCUCUCUCUCCCGCCGGAGAGACUGUCUGUCGGCCGUGAGGAAGCGGGACGAUUCGUGCGCUUUUCAGCGGACCCCCGUGGCCUGCUGCAGCCCUUAUCCGUACGACGCUACGUGCCCUUCUUUCUCUGUCUCUCCGUCUCCGCCUUCUCAGUGUCACCGUCACGCUCUCAAUUCUUCUGGCGGGCCUCCUCCGUUUACGUCGUCUGGGUACUCUUCUCACGGGCACAAGGCUGCUUUCCACUUGGGUGGCGACGGUGUAUAUACACUGCAGUCAGCAGGCCCGCUUGACUCGCCGUUCGCAACGACGGCUUCCUACUACCCCCCGCCGCCGGGGGCUCGAGCCCCCCAGGGCGGCUCCUCGCGCAUGGGGUCUUCUGCCGCUCCUUUUCCUUCUUCUGACUCCCGUGUGUCGUCUUUCGCGUCCUCGGCUUUGCCUGCUGCCUCGUGGGGGAGGCGCCAGGGCGAGCGGUGCUCGCGCGUUUCGUCUCGCAUUCCGGGCGGCGAAUUCACGGCUUUCUGCACGUUGUUCCCCGAGGAGGAGGAGCCUGUUGCCCUCGAGCGGAGGCGGGCGGCCCGCGCGGAAAGCCUCCGGCGCAGCGAGAGCGCGCGGCUCUGCGGGAGUUUCAACGACGCGCCCGCUGCGCCCUCCUUCGUGGAAACCGACUCCGAGCGCUUUUCCUUUAGGCCGCCUCAAGGCGCGCGCGCCUCCUUCGUCUCCCUCGAACUCGACCCCUACAGCAAGGCGUGGCACUCGAGGAAGCCGAACGCGAGGACGUCUCAACUCAGCGACCGGGACUUGAGGGCAGCAGUGGAGACGGACGCGCCGCCGCUCGCAGGACUUCAGGCGACAGAUCGAGGGAAGUCUCGCCCUCGAGCCACAGGGCCCGCGGAGACUGGAGUGCCUUUCCAAGGGCCGCACUGCGCGACUGCGUCUCCUGCAGACGACAGGCCUCUGCGAGAGCCCCAGGCCACGUCUCGCGCGUUUAGAGACUCGGAGUGUUUAUUCGCUCACGAGGCGGGUGAGCACGAAACGUUUUCGCCACAAGCCAGUCUGCGGUUCGAGUGCGGAGGCAGAGGCCUCGGACCCAACGAAGAAGAGGCGUAUGCUUGGGGGGCGCGGUUCAGAAACGGAGCUGCUGGCGUGCGAGACGAGUUCGCUCCUCUCCCUGCCGGCGGAGAAAGAGACGACCUCGCGACGGCGCACCGAAGGGAGUCCCGACGGCGCUCACUUCCCUCGCAGUCGUGGAUUGCCAGCCACGGCCAUCCUGCCCACUGUUGUCGCGAUCUUCCCGCGUAUUCUUCUGCCUACGCCUCCGCUUCGCUCCGCGCGGCGGGCCCUGGAGGAUGUGCAGGCGCCUCUUCCCCCUCCGCGGAGGGAGUCGCGGCAGACAGAGCCUUUCCGGCGAGCCUCUCGCCCACGCGCUCUCUGCGCUGCUCCAGCUCGUGCUGCUCAUCCCGGACGCUCGCGACCGGGCUCUGCACGCCGCGCCAGCUGGGGGGCCGGGAUGGAGGGCAGGGUCGGCGUAUAGUCGGAGAAGGGCCCCACGAACCCGCCUCGUCGGGGCGUUUCGGGGAGCGGGAACGAGCGGCGACCCAGGGAAGGACUCGUGAGGCGGGGGGAGGGCGGGGGGCGGAGACGCUUAACUGCGCCUCAGGCAUUCCGCGGUCCCGCGGCCUGUUCGUUGCGCGCCGCCACGGAGACGAAGCUGAAGGCCGAGACAGGAACGACAGAGAGACAAACGUUUCUUUGCCGCCUUUUCUGGCACGCGGAGCCCGAGCGACCGCAGAGCAGCUGCACAUGAGGCGAGAAGACAGGAGAGUCAGCAGCCUCUGUUCGACGGGGAGGCCGCAGAGGGGACUCGCCGCGGAGGAGGCGCGAGACGCCCCGAGACAGGAGCCGCGUCCAGAUUCGUACACGUGCGCAGUCUUCUCUGGAGAUAGCCUUGCGUACGCGCCUCCUCUCUCUCACGAGGAACGAGACGGCUCGAGGAGACACCGGAAGGGGCACUUGGGCCCCGGGCCCCAGGCCCCCUCCCGUCGCUACGAAGGCCCUUUCUCUUCCGGCGCCUCGCAGCUGCCCGUCUCACCCUUCGUGCCGCCUUGUCCUUCUUCGGCGCGCUCGCCGGUCGCCUUCGCGUUCCCAGAGGGCGAGCGCCUCCCUGCGCGCGCCUCCGCGACUCUCCGCUCACCAGAGAGACGCCAAGAGGCCCCCGUGCGGGCGCCGCUCCCUCGCGCGCUGCUCGGCGGGGAGCCAGAGGCUGGCGCGCGAGAGCGAGAAGCGCGUCGCAGCCGAGAGGGAAGGAGCGGCGAGCACGUGUCUGCCUCCGCCGUCUUCUCGCCGUUCCUGGGCGCAAAGACCAGCGCCGGGACCGGCACAAAAAUCGUCAAAGGAAGGUCAUUCCGCGUCGCGCACCGGAAGCAGGAUCUCUCUGUCGGCCCAGGAGACUGUGGGGCGGGGCUUUUCAGAGGUGCGGCGGGGGGCGACGAUGCGCACACGCAUCGAGGUAGCGAAGACAGGGCGAUGGCGAGGACGGGACCCGCCACCGGCGCUCGCGGAGAGACCAAGGCGUCCUCUCCUCGGUACGAGACACAGCGCCCAGCGGCCGCGCGGUGGGGAGAGAGCGAGAGACCGGAGAGACAGCAGCGGACGGAGCGAGAGGAGCGAGGCCGAGAUGCAGCAAGAAGACCCGACGGAGAAGAAGACUUCUCGCGCCACCCAGCGGACGACGACGUCUCUGCGAAGAGCCUCGCGCAGAGCACUGGAAGCCUGCGCCGAUCCGAGGCCCGCGACCAGCCUCUGUCUACGCGGCCGCAGCUGCGCCGCCAGCCCCAUGAUCACUCUGUCGGCUCGCCGGCCUCGCUGCCGCGAAGAGACGAACUCCGCCUUUCCUCUGAGGCGUCGCCGUCUCCUCGCCGCGUGGGCCCUUCUGCCUCUUCUCCCCAGCGCGCCAACCGCCCUCCUCUCUUUUCUGCGUCCUCCCCCUCGUCGCAGCCGUCGUCGCCCGGCUUGCCUCGAGGCUCCUCCGCUCCUGUGCGGCCAUGUCCUUCGCGCUUCUCGCAGCGGGGGCACGCGGACGCCUCCCCCAGCGCAUCGGCUUUCCAUGCGUCUGCGGCGGCUCUGAUGGAGGAAGUGAAUCUUUUUGAAACUGAAGCGAACGUCGACGAGCUGCGCGCGCUUCAAGACACCGUCGGCCUCCACCUACGGGACAGUCUGAGGCAGCAGAUCGCCGCCCUCGAGUCCAUACAGCACGCGGGACGAGCCGCAGCGCCCGCCCCGCCAUCUCCCGGCGCGUCUCCUCGCUCGCCUGCUCCAGCUGCGGGCUUGUCCGCGGGCCCUGAAGGCGCAGGAGGUGGCGCGGAGGCGAGAGAGACUGGAGAGGGCGCAGUAGCUAGAGGCGACGCGGAGGCACGCAUCGCUGCGUGCGUGGAGUACCUGAAGAGCCAAGUGCAGAAGGAGGAGCGUCGCCAGCGGGCGCUGCUCGCGAAGCAGAAGAUGCUGGAGGAGGAAGAAGAGCGACAGCGCGAGACCUGGAGGAAAACGAUGGAGGACGCGGCGAAUAGACGGGCAAAGGCCGUCGCGGACGGCGUCGAAAGAGCAGGAAGCCACUGCGGAAAGGGUCGCCUGCGCGCCGGAGAGGAGGAAAAGGGGACGAGGAAGGUGCUGGCGAGGCGCUUCCAGCAGACAGAUACAGACGCGGAGGGGAGAGACGCGGCGCGCCAACCUCAGCCGCGGCAGCGGCCGUCGCCUUCCUCCUCUCGCCUUUCGCCAGGCUCUGCGACGUCGCCGUCGUCUUCUGCGGGUCCCCUAGGCGCGCGAGAGACGCUCGCUUUGUCUGACUGCCGGUCGCUCUCGGCGCUCACGCCGCUUCACCCUUCUGAACGCCCACAGGUCGCCGCCUCUGGCGGACGGACAGCCGACGAGAAGGCGCGCUUGCGCAGACGACGCGCGUCGCUCGGCGACGUGGGAGAUGUGCAGCGAAGCCGCGACGCUUGCGUAGAAACCGACGGAGCUUUCGCGCAAGAUUUCGCCCGCGCGAGAGAGAGCCGCGCGGAGCACCGCAACCUGACUCGCCUCCUGGCCCUGAAGGCCGAGAGACUGCGCAUGGAGAGAGAGAGGUUUGCACUCGAGGAGAAGAGUGCAUACAUCCUCAGCCAGCGCCUCGACGAGUGGCGCGAAGCGGGGACGCCGAACGACGCCCACAUGCGAGACGGACAAGUAAACAGACAAGAGCGACUAGCCGACUUCAGGGACGAGGAGGGACUGCUCCGCCGAGACCAGAGAGCCGACGCCGCCAAGGCUGCGGACGCGACGACCCGCUCCCCCCUCCACGGCACGACCGGGCCUUUUUCGCCUGCUACAGCGAGAGAAGAGACCCUCGCGUGCGCUUCUGCUCGACAGCGCGCGUGGGACAAGAUGGCUUCAGAAGUCCCAGGCUUCCAGGAAGAGGCGCAGGAGUCUCUUCUGCGUUUUCGCGAGAGCCGCGAGGCGUCCGCGCGUUCGCCAGUCCGCGUCAGGCAAGGCGGGCAGACGCCGCCGGGGGUUCAGUCGGCGAGCACAGCCUCGGCGCUUGCGAGGAAGACCGGCCGGCGGAGUCUCGUAGAGAGUCAGCGCCUGGCAAGGCAGAGGCUCGCCGCGCGGAAGCGGCGUGAGGAGGAGGCCGCGAAGGCCACUGAGGCAGAGCUCGCGCGGCGGAAGCAGAAUUUGGUCAAGCUCUCCGAGAAGACGCGGAAGCUGGUGCAGAGGCAGCUCCAGGCGUCCCGCGCAAGAGCCUCGGGGCCCAGACGACGGGCGACGAUCGGCGCGACCGACUCGCAGCGCGGCUCUCCGCCGACAGACGCCCCAGCCGAGGCUGCGACGCCGGCGGCGGCGGCCGCGGGAGGCGGGAGAGCGCCUCCUGUUGCGCGCGGCCUUCCUUCUCCUCCUUCGCAGCUGCGUUCGACGACGCCGUCGGCCGCGGCGCGCGGGUCGCUCGAUGGAAGGCGACGCGAGGCGGAGGCGCCCCAGGGUGUCUCCGCUGCUGCGUCAGGGAGGCGAUCCGCGCUCGGUGAGAAGGCCCGCGUAGCCCCAGCCGCGUCCAGCGCCCCCCCGAGGGCAGCAGACGAUGGAGAGGCUGGAGCGGAAGGCGCUCGCGCGCUUGCGUUGUCCAGCAGAGCGCGGAAAAGCAUCGGCGAGGACUCGAGAGGCGCCGACCGCGCAGCCCCGCGGAGGGAGGGCGCAGCCGCCUCGACUUCGCGGUCGCUCCGCCGCUGCCGCUCGCAGCCUCCGGCGGGCUGGCUCGCCGGCGAAAGAGGCGAGAGCGAGGAGAGCGCCGAAGACGCUCCGAGUUACUCGCGUGUAGGACCGUGCUUCAACUCGCCGUCUCAGGUCAGGCCGCUUUUCCCGCCCGCGUUCGGACCCGGCGCCGAGAAGGCGACGAGCGACCGAUGCAGCGUCGGCAGCCUGUACUGCGCGCCUGCUUUCUCCUUGUUUCCUCCUGGCUGCUGUCCCUUCUGCGUGCCCAGGGCUCUUCGCCCCUCUGCCGUCCCCUCUCACUUGUCCGCGCAGGCGACGCCUGGCCGUGCGGAGGCGGCGCUCCCUGUCCGCGAGCCGCGCGACGCGCGACCGCGUCCUCUGCUGCCCCACAGCAGCCCCAGCGCGCCCCCCCCCCCCCCCCCUGUCUCGGGCAGCGCGGCCGCCACACGCGUGGUUCUUCUCGCACCUGUGCACGCACUAGGCCUCGACGGAAAGCCCGCGGCUCAUUCGUCCGCUGCCGACGCCGACGCCUUCUUCUCCGCGCGGCCUCACCCCGCAAGCUGUCUCUGCGGUCGCGGCCCCGCGCGGUGGGCGCCAGCGGGCCCGCCCCCGCCCUCGCCCUUGGGCGCGACAACGCCUGCAGGCGGAGACGGGGGGCCGGUGGCCCCGGGCGGGAAAAGCCGAGAGAAAGAGAGAGGUGAACAGCGAGAGGGCGGACCAGAGCAAGUGAAGGAAGUUGCCGACAUUCAGAGAGAGUUCCCCCACCGCCGAGAACGCGCAGAGGCGCUGAUACCGCCCGGUCAAGAUAACCUUCUGAAGGCAGUUGCAGAGCGAAGGUGUCACACGGCUGCAUGCGAAGGAUCGACCACGCUUGCCGCCGGUUCCUGGACGCGCCCUCGUUCCGCGGGGCAGGCGUCUCGCUCCUCCUGCGAUGAAGAAGGCGAAUCUGAAGAUCCGCGCGAUCGACUCGAGAGAGAGAUGAUGCGGCGUCUCCUUGCGAAGCAAGGCAAGCUCAGCUCUCCUUCCUCUUCGUGUGGAGGUUUGCGGGCUUCCGUCGGCGCGGGGGGCGGCGAGGGCGUGCAUGCGGGGCGACGCGCAGGGUCUCCAUCUUGGGGGCCCCGCGAGCAGAAGGAAGAAGGCGAGAUUGAGCAGGACGUGUCACGUUCCCAACUCUUUGUGGCUUGCCCUCCCUCGUCUCUCGCUCAGGACGAAUCGGAGGCAGGCCCUAGUGGGAGGAGUCACUACCGACAGAGUGGGGCAGAAAGUGAAGGCGCGCCGGCGCCGUCGCCCAAAUCUGAACGCUGCAUGGAUGUCAGGGUCACCGCAGGCGCAGGCGCCUCGACGUGCGAAGUGCUGGACGCAGCCAUCUCGCCGGUCCUCGUGCUGCGCCCCUCUGCAGCCCUAGGCGCGACAGGCGAGGAAACACACACUCGAGACACGACCGCGGCGUGUGCCCGCUGGAGGAGAAGAGACGGAGAAGAUUCGGCGCACUCUUUCUCUCCGCGACGGCGUGAGCUUCCGCAGCCGAGAGCGUCUCCCGCCUCCCUCGAGGGGAGGGUCGCUGCGCGGCUCGACCGGGCCUUGUCGCCAGUCCUCGUUGUCUCUCCACGGUCGUCUCCGAGGCGCGCCCCCGCCCUGUCUCGUGGUCGCGGAUCCCACACGCGCUCUCGCUCGUCGCCUUGCUUCCGCGACGCUGCGCGCGGAAUUUCGCCGCCUCCCUCUCAGACCACUAGGCUCUCUGUCGGCGCCUCUUCUCUCGCUGCCGGCGGCCCCCCAGCAGGGGCGUCGGCCUCGCUUCCUUCUGGCGCCCAAGGCUCCACCGGGCGCGGAGACACAGGCCCCACUCGCGGAGGAAACACGGGAUCAGACUCUAGUCCGGCUCGCUCGCUUCUGCGCUCUCCGCGCGAGCUUUCCGACGGGACGGUCUCUGUGCAGCAGAUGCAAAAGAGGCGACUGUCUCCUGUCCCCCGGGCCCACAGCCCCACGGAGCAGGGCCAGUCUCCGCGGCGGGGUUUGCAGGAGCCCGACACGACCGAACGGGGGCGGAGAGGGAGCGCGUCAGCGCCGGCGGAAGCCGAGGCAAAGGACAGCUCUCGCAACUUCUGCCCCGAGGAAGGCUUAGUGAAAACCGUUCUCGCGGGUCUGUACAAUGUCAUUCGCGAGCAUCAGGCAGAUGCCAGCGCGGCAAGGCUCGAGGUGUCUCAGAAUGCACAAGGCGCAGAAGAAGAGCUCGACGGUGCCUGGGACGCGAUCCUACGGUCCCUCGCGCGCUACCGGGAGCGGAGACUCCCGCGGGGGCUCCAAAGAUCCCAAGCGACUGCGGGGGGCUCGCCCCUGGGCGAGCCCGUCGUGGCCAGCGGAGGAGACAGAGAAACACAACAGCGGAAGGAUGCGAGGGAGAUGGAGCGUCUGUUCCCGGCGGCGCUCCGCCGCGAACAAGACUCGCGUUUCUCUCGGGCGGCCGCCAGUCCGCGGCGUGGCGAAGUGGCUGACUCGUCGCGCAGCAAUGAGCCGCCCCUGUCUCCAUGCCCGCACCCCACGUCCUCUCUUUCUCUCGCGGCGGGCGUCCUCUCUUCGCCCGUCUCUGCGCGGCCUGCGUCUCCCCUGAAUUUCCUGUCCUCUUCGCUUCCGGGCCCAGGAGAGCCGGUGGACGGCGAGAAGGCGCCUGCGCGCCGGAAGCUUCCGGCGCCUCUGCAGCCUGGGGCCCUGCAGAGUCCCCGCAGCCCGCGCCCCGCCCGCCACUUCGCGUGGAGCCCAACUAGCGGUGUCCCUGCAACCGCAGACGCGGAGACGGAGAGAGUCCACACGCCCCCACGCGGCAAACACUCGCGCGUCUCGAGCCGCUUCGCCUCUGCUGUCGACCAGAAAGUGUUCAUUGGGGUUGUCGUCGAGCAAGUCAUGGCGAGACUGAAGAGAGAACGUCUCGACCUGUAUCGCAGGCGGGACGGGCGAUCGCCUCACAGGGAGAGAGACUGCAGAGACGCCCAAGACGACGCUCCUGUGAGGAGUCCGCUUGCGGGCGUCUCUGUGGCCCUGGACGUGAGCCGCACGAGUGCGCACAGCAGCGAGCUGGAGGAAGGAGAAAUCCGAGAGGCAAGUCGUGCAGGCUUGACUGCGACGCCUCCAAGGCCAGACGUCGUCCCUCCCUUGCGGUCCCCUCCUUCGGUUUCCUCUCCGUCUCGGCAACUCGGAGUUGCGCGGCUCUCUGCGAAGUCUUCGCCUCCGGGGGUCGCCCAGGCACGGUCAGAUGAAGGUGCGCGCCCGUUGUCGCCCUCUGUCUCCUCUGCGUCACAGGUGGAGACGGAGGCCGGCGCCCAACGGGACGGUGCGCCGGAGAGGCGUCUGCUCUAUUCGCCCACCUCCUGUUCUGCCUUCUUUCCUUCGUCUCGAAGCCCGCGCUCGCGCGUUCACGAAGGAAAUCGAGGAGAGGCCUUGCCCCCGUCCCCAGCCUCCGUCCCGGUGUCUCCCUCGCCUUCUCGCCGGAGACGAGGCGAUGCCGCAGCGGUCUGCUGCGCUUUGUCUGUCUACUCGUCGCCUCGCUUCGACGCAGCGAAGGCUGAGGAAGGGACAGCGCGGGGCGCUUCUUCGCCUGAAUCUCCGGGGGGUCCGGCGCUCCAGGCUGGAGAGCCCGGGGCCCACAGAACCUCGCCUUCGUCUGCUCCUGUCUCGCCUUCGGGGAGACACCAAGAGGAAGACACUUCGCCGAGAGGCGCGCGGCCGCAGGCGAUCUUCAACCAGCCACUUCAUCCGCGCUCCGCGUCCCCGUCGCCCGAAAGGGGAGACGAAGGCCGCUCGCUGAGAAGCCCAGCGGCGGUCUCCGCUUCCCCUUCCUGCCGUUCGCCGCUUGCUGCCUCGCGGAGCGAGGCGACCGGCGCCCCUCAGCUGCGCCUCCUGUCUCCUCGGUCUGCCUCACCUGCGUCGCCGCGUCCCUCGUCGCCUCUCUGUGGACGCGAGAAGACCCGAAAAGGCUCGCUCUCUCCUGUGCGUGGCGUGCACAGGCGGACGGAGGAAGGCGGACGCGGAGUCCUAGGCCUCGAAGAAGCGACAUCGCCUUCUCUCUCGCCGAGCGCGCGGGAGAACAGAGGCAGGACGGAGGAGCGGGUACCAGCGUCUCCGCGUAGCUGUCGGGCUUCGCCUCGCCCUAGCCGCCGGCUGGCCACGCAGGCGGCGGAGACACUGGCGCCUGAGACUCACCAGCGAGAAGAGGGGAGUGCCGCAGCAGCUGCGCUCCCGCAGCGCGGUCGCCUUGAAGCCCCAGAGGGGAAUUUCGGUGCGCGGUCGCCCUCGCCGGCCCUCAGCGCAGGCGAGGAAAACGGCCUGCUGUCGCCCUCCGCUGGCGUCCCUCCCGCCAAGCGCCGCGAGCUUUUGCGGCGUGUUGCCGCGAACCAUGAGCUACUCGCGGCGGACGCUGCUCCCCUAUCUCCCAGUUGCAUCUCGGCGUAUUCGGUCGUCGCGAAAGACGCAGAGGCGCAGGCUGAGGCAGCCCCGAGGAAUCGUCUUUCUCCCUCGUCUCAGCUGGGCGCCUCGGCUGGUGAGCUGGGAAACGCGGAUGCCUCCGGGGCGCGAACGCUGCUUCAGAGGGACGACGUGGAGGAAGGAGAAGUCCUCGAAGUGACGGCGGGCGAGGCGGUUUUGCUGGCUGUUGGAGGCCCAGAAAAGCAGCCCCUAGCGCCGUCUCUUCCCGCCAGCCCGCAGGGCUGCGCAGUUUCGCAAGAAGAAAGAAUCCUGGAGGCACGCGGGGGUGUCCCUGCGCGAACUGAAGGACUCCUUGCCGAGGACAGGGAAGGCGGCCUCCACAUGCUGCCGCCACAGGCCGCGGAGGCGCCGCAUUCCCUUUCGUCUCCUUCGAUUGCAUCCCCGAAGAGGAAAUGCGAAACGCUCGAUCACAUCUCCGCGGAAAAAGCAAGCGAAGAGGCCUCCCCCACGCCACUUUCGCCCGUUCUGUCGGGUGACUCGCCGCGCGCCGUCGCCGCGGCGCCAAUCGCUCGGUCUCCGCACGAAGUGGAGGAGGCGCUUUUCGCAAACGAUGCAAUCUCUGGCGGGCCGCGGCUUUCCGCUCCAGCCGUCGUCAGACCAGAAGACGAUAGCGAGGUCGUCGAGGAAGAAGAGACCCUGGUGUCGUCUUCACCGCCUCUCCCUGCCCCCUCGCCCCUGAACGUGCGUCUGGACGCAUCUCCAGCGGCACAAGAACAAGGCGAGAGCGAAGCGCUGGAGGAGGCGCUGGAGAGAGAAAGAAGAGAAGAAAACGCGUUCUACCGAGAUGCCGCGGAUCUCUGCGCGGCGGUGAAGGAGGGCGAGUUCGCGUUAGCGGCCGUGGAGAUGGACUCUGAAGACGACUCUUCAGACGCCGAGGAAGAAAGCGAGGCCAUCGGCGACGAAAUCCUCCAACUCAACACCGCGGCGCUUCCUGGACGCAUGCGGAAACAAAACAAGGUAGUUGACACGUCGCCGGAGGCCGCGGUUAGGAUCGCUUUCGCGCUCAUGAUCGUCCGCCGAGGAGGCGAAAUUUUGAGCGACCAUGUAACCCCGGCAGACGUCCGCACCGACGAGAGCCUGUACCAAGAAAUCCACUCGCUUGUGAACCGCUGCAUGCGCGAGAACCCCUCAGCGGUGCGCAUAUCGCGGGAUUUCAUCGAACUCAUUCUCGAUUUGAUUCACGACGUCGUCACAGACCCCGAGCACUGUUUCGUCAGCACCAACACGUGGCAGACGGAGGAGGCGCACCAGAGACGCGAACUGAAGCAGAGCGCGCAGUCCCGCUUUCGCGGGCUCGCGCAGUUUUUCUCUUCCAAGAAAGACGAAACGAAGACUUUCACCUGGAAAGAACUGUUCGAAUGGGUAUACUCAGCCGCCUCCCUGGGCUUCUUCGCGCCGCUGUCGGCCUCUUCUCCCACAUCCUGGCACCGCGGCCUCCUGCGCGAUCCGGCCUUCAAGCCUCUCUCUCCCGAGCCCGUCGGCGGCGAAGACGACGUCAUGGGCUUGGCGUUCGCGCAUCAUCGCGGCGCUGCCUCCUACGCGAGACACUUGAACUUUGUGUCCCAUGCGCUGGUCGCGUCGCCCGGGGCUUCAGCCCAAAGAGAGGGCGGAGCUUCCUCUUUGACCGCGACUCCGCAGCCUGUGCGGGGGUCUUCUGAGCCGCGGCCAGCGGGUCGAGUGCAAGGCGGUGCCUCGAGAGAAGGCAACGAGCCAGGAAGGGAGAUCGCGCUGGAGGCGGGUGACGCAAAUUCUUCUGUGCAGCGCAACGGCGCCGCCUACCGCGAUGCGCGCGAGGAGGCAGCUUCUUUGUCAACUUCCUCAGUCUUCAUUCUACCGUCCAGACCCGCGGACGCGCUGCCUGCAUGCGCUUCAGAUCCUCAGGAGCAGGCGAGCUGCGGGCCGCUUUCCUACGGGUCUCUCCGUCGGACACGGCGAACGGAGGAUGAGGAAGAAGACCUCGAGAGGAUGCGGGUGUCGUCGCCGCUCUCUUCUCCCUCCUCAGCGCUCUGCGGUGCUCCUGGCGAUGUGGAGCCGACCGCAGAGAACGGCAGGAAACUCGUUCAAGCGCGGCUUCCGCCUUGCCCCUUCGAGAUCCCCGGGCGAGACGCCGAGUCCCCUGAGUCACUCGCGUCUCCUUCCUCGUCGCCCGCGUCGCCGCGCUCUCUGUCGUCGCGUCCGCGGCUGUCCUCUCCGUCCUCCCAGUCGCCGUCGCCGCGGAGCUGGGAGUCUUCGCCUCCGCGGUCGCCUUCGCCCUCCUCUGCAGCCUCGCGCCUCGGCCUUUCGUCUUCCAGCUGUUCCCCGCCGUCCUCGGGAUGCGGGUCGCUCAGAAGGAGAGCGGCGCAGGGCAACGAGGGGCCUUGCGAGAGCUUCAGCUGCGCAGGGGGCGACGAGGAGGAGGCCUUUGGGUCAACGGGGCCCUUGCCUGCGCUGUCUCACCCUCCGUACUCGCCGACAGCGCGUGCGGUUCUCGGCGGAAGAAGUCAAAGCGAGCAAGGAGAGGAAGAGUUUCCUUUGCGCAGCUGCAGUGAGAGUGGCGAAGAGACCACCUUCGACGCAGACGGCGGCUCAGGAGCGGAAGGAAUCUUCUCCUCGUCGUCCUCUCCCUCUGCUCUCUACGCUUCCUCGGGGGGCGAGGGUGUCCCCGUGAGCGCGUUGUCGCUGCCGCCGCUGCCCUUCGAUCCUCCUCCGCUCCAGUGCUCGCAGGAGGCCCGCGACGGCAGCGCGUCCGCAUUCUCUUCGCCAGAGAAAGCAGCAGACGAAGCGACAGAGCGGCGCGAUAGAGAAAGCACCCAAGUGGAGACGAGGGAGGAAGCGAAGCGCUUUGAGACGCGGGAGGGAACGGUGCUGCGCUCAGCCGCCUACCGGCAGCUCUCUUCUGGCGAGAUUUGCCUCGAGGAGGAAGGGACUGUGUCGGCUCGCUCUGUGGGAGAAGUCAAAGAAAAGCAGAUCUUCGUCGCACUCGGCCAUAGCCGGGCGAGCGUCCCUAGUGUCUCUGCGGGUCACGCUUGA
Besnoitia besnoiti is the source of this 12729-nucleotide messenger RNA. RefSeq lists its product as uncharacterized. NCBI's taxonomy places the organism in Eukaryota, Apicomplexa, Conoidasida, Eucoccidiorida, Sarcocystidae. The coding region runs from base 1 to 12729 and encodes 4242 amino acids. The record is from RefSeq and is a predicted model, not a curated record. The transcript is spliced from 11 exons.